Molecule: messenger RNA, 2116 nt
Organism: Paraphaeosphaeria sporulosa
Lineage: Eukaryota; Fungi; Ascomycota; Dothideomycetes; Pleosporales; Didymosphaeriaceae
Product: alcohol oxidase
Exons: 1
Coding region: 256-2052 (598 amino acids)
Molecular function (GO): flavin adenine dinucleotide binding; oxidoreductase activity, acting on CH-OH group of donors
Source: RefSeq, a predicted model, not a curated record
CAUUUUCCCGAGUGCUUUCGGUCAUACUGAAUAGACAUCUAACUCUGCGCAGGUAAAUCUUUGCAUAGGCGAUCCUGCGUUGCACGGCACGCGUUCGAAUGGGACUUCGGUGCCUUCCGAAUCGAGCCUGGUAUACGCAACGAUGUCAUCCCCAAGGAUGACCAUCUCCAUCUUGGACUAACGCAGGCCCACUGUAACCCAUCUAUAAUAGCUUCAUCAUUCCUUCAGUUGCGCACUCGUACUCUGUAUGCCAGCAUGUCUCCUCUCACUCCGCUUUUCAUUGGUGCUAUUCUUGCAGCUCGAGCAGCAGCGACGUCUAAACAAACCUUCGACUAUGUGAUCGUCGGCGCAGGUCCAGCCGGUCUCGUACUUGCGAACCGGCUAUCCGCAGACCCCAGCGUCACGGUCGCGGUAAUCGAAGCCGGAGCCGACGAACGAUACAAUCCUCUCGUGACGGACGUCGAAGGCCUCUUCCUAGGGAUUGGAUCAGCGCUUGAUUGGGGAUAUCCCAGCGCGCCGCAGAGGCAUGCGCUGAACAGAAGCCUCGCGUACUCGGGGGGAAAGGGUCUUGGAGGGACUACAUUGAUCAACGGAAUGACAUACUUGCGCGCCGAGAAAGAGCAAAUCGAUCAGUGGGAGGCAUUUGGCAAUGGUGGGUGGAACUGGGAGAGUUUGUACGAGUACUACGUCUCACAAGAGCACUUUCAGCCCCCAAGAUUGGAGAAUGCGGAGAGUGGGGCUACGUUCGACGAAGCGUUUCAUGGGUACGACGGGGAACUUGCGGUGGGCUGGAAUAAGUUUUUUGUCAAGCAAGGGUUCUUUGAGAUUCUUAAGAAUACGAGCGAAACCAUUGGGAUUGGCUGGAAUGAAGAUGCCAAUGGCGGGAGAAUGGGUGGUUUCUCGACUUGGCCUUUCAUGCAGAACUCCACGACGAACACACGCGAAGACGCGGCAAAUGCGUUCUACUACCCCAUUGCAGAGCAGCGCGCGAACUUGAAGGUCUUUCUCAACACUACAGCGACCCGGAUUAUUUGGAAAGAGAAGUCUGGAUCCAACGAUGCCGUCGCAGAAGCAGUCGAAGUCCUCGCUUCGAGUAAUGUUACGAAUUGCCUACAUGCCGCGCAGGAAGUCAUCCUCUCCGCUGGCUCUCUCCGGUCGCCCGCGCUCUUGGAACUCUCUGGUGUUGGAAAUCCCGCUAUACUCCAAACCCUAGGCAUCGAACCAGUCAUUGACCUUCCUGCGGUCGGCGCCAAUCUACAAGACCAGCCUAACAGUGCGAUAUCGUAUACUUCCGCUACGAACUGGACCGGCUACCCGAGCUUCGUCACCUACCUUACUGCUUCCGAUCUCUUUGGCGAAGAAUUGGAUGACAUAGUAUCAGAACUACGAGCAAACAUCAGUGACCUCGCACGCAAGAUCGUCGCACAUUUGCCACCAAACGAGAGCACAGUCGAAAGAGAAGAGAAGCUGAUCGAAAUGCAGCUCGAUUUGACUUGGUCGUACAAUAGCACUGUGCCUCUCGUAGAAGCUGUCUGGUUCCCCUACGGAAACGCAAUCAGCGUCGCGUUUUGGUCACUCCUUCCCUUCUCCCGUGGCUCCGUCCACGUCACUUCCACAUCGCCAACACGCACCCCUGCAAUCGACCCGAACUUCCUUCAUCUGCCAAUCGACACCCUCGUCCAAACGGCCGGUGCCUUGAAGCUUCGUGAAUACUUCGCCACAGAACCACUUUCUAAGCAUGUCAUCGCUGAAGUUGCGCCGGGCCCGGACGCUGUUCCUGUCGGCGCCGGCUUGAGAGAUCCUGCGUGGUACAAGUGGAUUGCUGGAGCGUUCGGGUCCAAUUCACAUCCCGUGAGCACGGCUGCUAUGAGGAGUAGGGAGUUGGGUGGUGUUGUCGAUGGUGAGGGAAGGGUGUAUGGGGCGGAGAAUGUGAGGGUUGUAGAUGCGAGUGUAUUCCCCACGCAGAUUAGCGGGCAUCUGAGUGCUUCUAUCUAUGCUCUCGCUGGGAAGAUUGCCGAGGGUAUGACACGGGGGAAGCGUCGAGAGGUUUAGGUCUUUAAUCUUAACCGUACAGGUCCCACGGGUUGAGAUCACGUAAAGACGUAUCUUUCUGGUU